This is a messenger RNA of Cydia splendana, 1583 nucleotides long. Its product is annotated as WW domain-containing oxidoreductase-like. Bases 98 to 1237 code for a protein of 379 amino acids. The transcript has 6 exons. Lineage: Eukaryota; Metazoa; Arthropoda; Insecta; Lepidoptera; Tortricidae. The record is from RefSeq and is a predicted model, not a curated record.
CUUGUUGACAAAAAUAUCAAGUACCUAUACGGCAUGUUCCCACAUUUUGUGUGAAAAUAAAAAAUAAGACUAGUAGUUAAGGAUUAUAAAGUAAACGAUGCUGGUUUCGAAUUGUUUUCGUGGAAUACGGCUUACUAAGGACAUUAAUAGUCGUCACAUAAGAACAUUAGCGCCUCAAGCAUAUGCGUUGAUUGAGGGUUCUGCUAAGACCCUUAUAAAUACAGCUGGACGUAAACUGUUUGGACCAACAGGGGAAGAGAUUGUUCGGGAUGUUGACUUGGGAGAUAAGUAUUGUCUGAUCACUGGUGCCAACGGCGGGCUCGGACUUGAGAUGACGCGCUGCCUCAACGCGCGUGAUGCCCACGUCCUCAUGGCUUGUAGAAACACAUACGCGGCCAAUUUUGCCAGUAAGAAAGUCUGCAAGAACUUGGAUCGUUUGAGUACAGGUGAAGUAAACUUAGCCUCGCUUCGAUCUGUGAAGAAUUUCACGGACCGGCUCGUGGCAGAAGACAAAAAAUUCGACAUUGUAAUUUUAAAUGCCGGUGUUUUUGGUAUCCCACGGACUCUUACGGAAGACGGACUAGAAACAAUAUUUCAAGUCAAUUAUUUAAGUCAAAUAUACAUGCUCAUGAACAUUGAAAAACUUUUAGCUCCUAAUGCUCGCGUAGUGUUUCUUACAUCGGAGUCUCACAGGUACGUAAACUGGCCUUUAGAGAAAAGGCUACUACCUACCGAGGAGAUGUUUUCGCUGCCGGCAAGUGAAUAUACUUCAAUCAAGGCUUUCAACGUAUCCAAGCUAUGCUGCAUUUUCGCGAUGCACUACCUGGGCUACCGGUGGAUGAACACGGGCAGGAGUGUGUUCAGCGCCACCCCCGGUUCGUUCAUCAAAACAAAACUGUGUACCAAUUGGUGGGUCUACGAGUUGCUCUACAUGACCAUGCAACCGUUUAAUAAGUCUAUUCCCCAAGCCGUUGCCACGCCAUUGUACUGCGCAACUUCGCCCGAGCUGCAGGGGAUGACAGCCGUGCAUUUCAAACACUGCAAGCGUUGCGAGGAAAGCGAGCUGGCGCUCGACUCCCAUCUGUCGUUCCGGCUGUUCGACAUGACGCUGCGCAUGGUCGACGAGCGCGUGCGACGCUUCGAGAGCCCGCUCCUCGAGGGCAAGGAAAAACCUAAGCCUGAAAAAGUUCCUAAGGAGCCCAUCGAGGACGUCCUUAUCUCUAACUAUUCAGGUUAAUUAACUCGCUUCACUAACAACUAAUGGAAGAAGAAGCAGGACUGAGUGAUAAGGCUGAUUUAGUCGUAAGCCGCACACGGCGCGGCUUUUUGUUUUUCUUCGACAUUACGUCUCUUAGAUUAGUUGUCUGUGCCAAAGAGAAUUUAGACUAGAGGAAAAAAUAAGGAUCAUAGUAUAGUCAAAUGGCGUUCUAAAAGUGUUAAUCAUUUGUGUCGAAAGAUGGCAGUAAAUGUACUGACUAUAUAAUUUACUUUGACAAUAUUCCUCUAUUUCAAAUUCUCUUUGUCUGUGCUUAUAUACGUAGGUAACUUUUAAAACACAUUCUAGCAAUAAAUUAAUACGUGAU